Molecule: messenger RNA, 1488 nt
Organism: Ochotona princeps (American pika)
Lineage: Eukaryota; Metazoa; Chordata; Mammalia; Lagomorpha; Ochotonidae
Gene: ACAT1
Product: acetyl-CoA acetyltransferase 1
Exons: 12
Coding region: 119-1402 (427 amino acids)
Biological process (GO): fatty acid beta-oxidation
Molecular function (GO): acetyl-CoA C-acetyltransferase activity
Source: RefSeq, a predicted model, not a curated record
GCUGCUGGUGGAGGAGGCGGCCCGGGGCGGAGUCUGUUGCGGAGCUCGGGGUCUGUCGUUGGUGCGGCUGCCGUUCUCGCCGCCGCCGUUUUGCCCUUGACAGUUCCGCCCCGUGACCAUGGCCAUGCUGGCGUCCCUUGUGCUCGGCGGCGCCCGCGGGCGUCGCCCCCUGCUCUGCAGGCUGAUGCAGGAAAUGAGAUAUGUGGAGCGAACUUACGUAUCAAAACCUACUUUGAAUGAGGUGGUCAUAGUAAGUGCUACAAGGACGCCCAUCGGAUCCUUCCUAGGCUGUCUGUCCUCACUGCCGGCCACCCAGCUCGGGUCCUUGGCAAUCCAGGGAGCCAUUGAGAAGGCAGGGAUUCCCAAAGAAGAGGUGAAAGAAGCGUACAUGGGCAAUGUUCUGCAAGGAGGGGAAGGACAGGCCCCGACAAGGCAAGCAGUCCUGGGCGCAGGGCUGCCCAUUUCCACUCCAUGUACCACUGUGAACAAGGUUUGUGCCUCAGGAAUGAAAGCCAUCAUGCUGGCCUCUCAGAGCCUGAUGUGCGGGCAUCAGGAUGUGAUGGUGGCAGGUGGGAUGGAAAGCAUGUCCAACGUGCCCUAUGUAAUGAACAGAGGAGCAACGCCAUAUGGUGGGGUGAAGCUGGAGGAUUUGAUUGUGAAAGAUGGGCUAACCGACGUCUACAAUAAAAUUCACAUGGGUAACUGUGCUGAAAAUACUGCAAAGAAGCUGAAUAUUGGACGAGACGCACAGGAUACUUAUGCUAUUAACUCAUACACCAGGAGCAAAGCAGCCUGGGAUGCUGGGAAAUUUAGAAAUGAAGUUAUUCCUGUCACAGUUACAGUAAAAGGUAAACCAGACGUAGUGGUGAAUGAAGAUGAGGAAUAUAAACGUGUCGACUUCAGCAAAGUUCCGAAGCUGAAGACAGUGUUCCAAAAGGAGAAUGGCACCGUGACUGCUGCCAACGCGAGCACACUGAAUGACGGAGCAGCUGCUGUGCUGCUGAUGACCGCAGAUGCAGCCAAGAGGCUCAAUGUCAAACCACUGGCAAGGAUAGCAGCCUUUGCUGAUGCUGCUGUAGAGCCUAUUGAUUUUCCAGUUGCACCUGCAUAUGCUGUGCCAAAGGUCCUUAAAGUUGCAGGACUGAAAAAAGAAGACAUUGCAAUGUGGGAAGUGAACGAAGCCUUCAGUGUGGUGGUCCUGGCCAACGUGCAGAUGCUGGGGAUUGACCCUCAGAAGGUCAACGUCAACGGGGGAGCCGUUUCUCUGGGGCAUCCCAUUGGGAUGUCUGGAGCCAGGAUUGUUGUACAUUUGGCUCACGCCUUGAAGCAAGGAGAAUACGGUCUGGCCAGCAUUUGCAAUGGAGGAGGAGGUGCUUCCGCCAUGCUCAUUCAGAAACUGUAGACAGCCAGUGUGAUGGACACACUGUGUGACCAGAAGGCCUGUGACAUCUCUGUGCCUUUCCUUGACUCAGCUUGUCCUCGACAAUA